Ctenocephalides felis (cat flea) is the source of this 750-nucleotide messenger RNA. Its product is annotated as trypsin-1-like. Gene Ontology annotation, molecular function: serine-type endopeptidase activity. Gene Ontology annotation, biological process: proteolysis. The annotation marks the transcript as partial. The record is from RefSeq and is a predicted model, not a curated record. The transcript is spliced from 5 exons. NCBI's taxonomy places the organism in Eukaryota, Metazoa, Arthropoda, Insecta, Siphonaptera, Pulicidae.
ACAGAUUGCGGCAUAACGAAUCAAGAGAUCCGAAUAGUUGGGGGGCGUCCGACGGGCGUGAAUCGCUACCCGUGGGUGGCGCGUCUCGUCUACGACGGUCAGUUCCACUGCGGCGCCUCUCUUGUUUCCGAGGACUACGUACUCACUGCCGCGCAUUGCGUCCGAAGAUUAAAGCGUUCGAAGAUCCGAGUCAUAUUGGGCGAUCACGACCAAUUUUCGACGACGGAAACGCAGGCCAUAAUGAGAGCUGUCUCAGCAAUUAUCAGACACAGAAAUUUCGAUGCCAAUUCAUAUAAUCAUGACAUAGCUUUAUUGAGACUGCGAAAACCUGUCACAUUUGGUAAAACCAUCAGGCCGGUUUGCCUGCCGCGUACCUACAGCGAUCCUGCCGGCAAGGAAGGAACCGUGGUAGGUUGGGGCCGAACUAGCGAAGGUGGAACCUUGCCAGGUAUCGUGCAGGAAGUAAACGUGCCAAUCCUCAGUCUUGCCCAAUGCCGAUCAAUGAAGUACAGAGCUUCUAGGAUAACGCCCAACAUGUUAUGUGCCGGUAAAGGAAGACAAGACUCGUGCCAAGGUGAUAGUGGUGGACCUCUACUCAUCCAGACCAGCGAGAGGCAUGAGAUAGUUGGAAUAGUGUCUUGGGGAGUCGGAUGCGGCAGACCAGGCUACCCAGGAGUAUACACCCGAGUCGGGCGCUACUUGAGUUGGAUCAAAAAUAAUUUAGAAGACACUUGUAUAUGUAAAAACUAA